Messenger RNA from Dichotomopilus funicola, 1167 nucleotides. Its product is annotated as glycoside hydrolase superfamily. Lineage: Eukaryota; Fungi; Ascomycota; Sordariomycetes; Sordariales; Chaetomiaceae. The transcript has 3 exons. Gene Ontology annotation, cellular component: extracellular region. The record is from RefSeq and is a predicted model, not a curated record. Gene Ontology annotation, molecular function: cellulose binding; hydrolase activity, hydrolyzing O-glycosyl compounds. Gene Ontology annotation, biological process: glucan catabolic process. Bases 1 to 1167 code for a protein of 388 amino acids.
AUGAAGUCUUCAUUCCUCGCCGGCCUUUUCGCCGUGGGCGCCGCUGCCCAGAGCCCUGCUUGGGGACAAUGCGGUGGUAAGGACUGGAAGGGCGCGACGACCUGCGUGUCCGGCUACACCUGUACCUACUCGAACGACUGGUACAGCCAGUGCAUUCCCGGCUCCGCGGGCCCCUCGACCACGCUGCGGACGACCACCACGGCCAAGCCCUCAACCACCACGUCGUCUGGCCCGACCGGCACCUCGACUCCCGGCAAGUUGAAGUGGGUUGGCAUCAACCAGUCGAGCGCUGAGUUCGGACAAGGCACCUACCCCGGCAUCUGGGGCAAGACCUUUACUUUCCCCUCGACUUCGUCGAUUCAGACUCUCAUUGGCGAUGGUUACAACACGUUCCGUGUGUGCUUCUCCAUGGAGCGCCUCGUCCCCAACCAGUUGACUGGCUCGUUCGACGAUGGGUACCUGCGCAACCUGACCCAGGUGAUCGACUACAUCACCAACGCGGGCGCCACCGCCGUCAUCGACCCCCACAACUACGGCCGCUACUACGACAAUAUCAUCACCGACACCAACGCCUUCAAGACCUUCUGGACCAACCUGGCGGGAAAGUUCGUGUCCAACUCGCGUGUCGUGUUCGACACCAACAACGAGUACAACACCAUGGACCAGACUCUCGUGCUCAACCUCAACCAGGCCGCCAUCAACGGCAUCCGCGCGGCCGGCGCCACCCAGUACAUCUUUGUCGAGGGCAACGCCUGGACCGGCGCCUGGAGCUGGAACACCACCAACACCAACAUGGUCGCCCUCACCGACCCGCAGAACAAGAUUGUCUACGAGAUGCACCAAUACCUCGACAGCGACAGCUCCGGCACCAGCGCGACCUGUGUCAGCGCUCAGAUUGGUGUGCAGCGCGUUAUUGGUGCUACCAACUGGCUGCGCGCCAACGGCAAGGUCGGUAUCAUUGGUGAGUUUGCUGGCGGUGCCAACUCGGUCUGCCAGCAGGCUGUCAAGGGGCUGCUUGACCAUCUUAAGGAGAACAGCGAUGUCUGGCAGGGCGCUAUCUGGUGGGCUGGUGGUCCCUGGUGGGCGGAUUACAUCUACUCAUUUGAGCCUCCUUCGGGCACGGGUUACAGCUACUACAACUCGCUCCUCAAGCAGUAUACCGUUUAA